AUGAACCUCUUUUUGACAAAGCAAAAGUGUACAUUCCAAGUCGAUGGAGUCAUUGAAGACACCAACAACCUGCCCUUUGUCUCGGGCGUCUUCUUUGUCAAAUGGAAGCUGGGAACAACAAGAGGCCGAACAGCGAGAGAAUCCGUGAGAGAUCAUAUCGUCACUUGGAAUUCAACAUUCAAGCUGGAAGCAACAAUCACGGUUGGCAAGGAUGGUGUCUUGCUGCCUUGUGAGAUGUUGUUUGAACUCAAACAGGAAGUGAAUGGUGCUAAAACCGCUGAAGAUGUUGGGGUUGUCCGGGUCAACCUAUCCGAGUUUGCUGGACUGAGAGGUGCAACAAGACGAUAUCUAUUACAGGAUUCUAAAGUCAAUUCAACUAUGAAGCUGAUGCUAGAUAUGACUCAAAUACGAGGAGAUCCUGUAUUCAAAGUACCGCCACCAACACAAACAAAUGUCAUAUCGAUACGAGGUAUACUGGCUGAGGGAACUGGUGAUAGGACGGCGCCAAUAGAACCAGAUGAUCCAAGUCAGAUACAGACACGGUCGUUAGAUAGAGGGGGAACAAUGUCACGGACACUAUCCAUGUUCCAGACAGCAGACGAUCAGGCAAUAUUAGACGAGAUAUUCAAACAAGCAGAUGCCGCUCCGGAACUCUGA
Messenger RNA from Synchytrium microbalum, 657 nucleotides. RefSeq lists its product as uncharacterized. Lineage: Eukaryota; Fungi; Chytridiomycota; Chytridiomycetes; Synchytriales; Synchytriaceae. The transcript is spliced from 6 exons. Bases 1 to 657 code for a protein of 218 amino acids. The record is from RefSeq and is a predicted model, not a curated record.